AAUUUGACUCUUACGAGUUCAAUCAUCAACUUACGCACACGGCUCUUUCUGAGUUUGGAAAGAGACGGUGCGUUCGCGCUCUCACCAUCUGUUUGUUAGAAGUUCCAAGACGAUGUUCCCCCAAGUUUUGAUUUGAAGCCGUCCAUUUAUAAGUACGGUGGUGUGUCUGUGUUGGCUCGGGUGGUAAGAGCAGACAAUGGGACUCAAUUCAGUGUCUUCAGCUCAACCCAGAACUGCCUGUGAUUUUAAUGGAUUUUAGCAUCACCAGCACCGCCUGCUGAAAAGCUUCCUUCAGGAUCAGCCAACAGAAGAAAAUUGCCAUCAAUAAGCCAAUUCACUCAGCAAUGACUUGCACUUGUAUGACCCUAUUUCAGAUAGUCAACAAGACAGCAGUGCCAUUGACCCUGAGUAAAAGAUAUAGUAGUGACUUUGCCCGGAACAGUACCAUCUCCACCCCUUUGGUGGCUCAUACACCAGCUGGGCUCAUCCUCCGUGCCCCCUCGCCAUUGGUGGUGACUGCACAUGUUACCCCUUCAAAUGCCCCACAGCGCUCAGAAGAGUGGUUUGCACUCCGUAGGGACAAACUAACCACAAGCACCUUCAGCACAGCUCUGGGCUUUUGGAAAGGUAACCGUCGUUCUGAGCUCUGGCAUGAGAAAGUAUUUCCAAUGGGUGUUGAAACCAUUGCUACUGCUGCAAGGGCUGCCAUGGAGUGGGGUGUGCUCAAUGAAUCCACUGCAAUAGAGCGUUACAUGAGCAUCACAGGUCGUGAUGUUAGUUAUCUAGGGUUUGCGGUCCAUGCAGAGGAGCAGUUUAAGUGGCUUGGUGCCUCUCCUGAUGGACUUCUUGGAUGCUGCCCUGGGGGUGGGAUACUAGAGGUGAAAUGCCCAUACAACAAGGGGAAACCUGAACUUGGUCUUCCUUGGUCAAAUAUGCCAUUCUACUACAUGCCUCAAGUGCAGGGUCAGAUGGAGAUCAUGGACAGGGAUUGGGUUGAUUUGUACUGUUGGACUCCUAAUGGGAGCACAAUCUUCCGUGUGCAUCGUGACCGUGGAUAUUGGGAGCUGAUACAUGGGAUUCUGCGGGAGUUCUGGUGGGAAAAUGUUGUCCCCGCCAGGGAAGCUUUAUUGCUUGGGAGGGAGGAGGAUGCAGUGGCUUACAAGCCAGCAUCUACACACAGUCAGACAGGAUUAGCCAUAGUCAAAAGCAUGAAACUAGCUGCUCAGGUAAAGUUGGUGUGUAGGGAGAUUGCAGGUCACGUAGAGUUUUACAGAUGAUGGGUGAUCAGUGGAAUUGUGACCAACAUUUUCAUCAUUCCGGGCUUCUAAUUCAGGGUUUGUUUAGCUCUGCCUUUACAACAGUCAACAGCAUGUAUUAUCUGGCCUCAUUGUACAUUGAUGAUUUAAUUAGGAUCUGGGAUCUGAUUUCAAGUGAAAAGAGAAUUCAUUCUUUUCAUAACUCAUCAUCUCUGAAUUCUAAUUGAUAUUCAGUCCAUUUCAUGCAAUGUGUUCCGGUU
Molecule: messenger RNA, 1516 nt
Organism: Nelumbo nucifera (sacred lotus)
Lineage: Eukaryota; Viridiplantae; Streptophyta; Magnoliopsida; Proteales; Nelumbonaceae
Product: Restriction endonuclease, type II-like superfamily protein
Source: RefSeq, a predicted model, not a curated record